AUGGCAUUCGCCAUCAACUGGCACCCCACAUUCCGCAGUACUCGAGAUACUGAUCCGAAUAGCUACAACGCUAAUCCUGACCCAGAUGGUACAUCCAGCUAA
This is a messenger RNA of Penicillium arizonense, 102 nucleotides long. RefSeq lists its product as uncharacterized. The transcript has 2 exons. The coding region runs from base 1 to 102 and encodes 33 amino acids. Lineage: Eukaryota; Fungi; Ascomycota; Eurotiomycetes; Eurotiales; Aspergillaceae. The record is from RefSeq and is a predicted model, not a curated record.